This is a messenger RNA of Actinia tenebrosa (Australian red waratah sea anemone), 3095 nucleotides long. Its product is annotated as interferon-related developmental regulator 2. The record is from RefSeq and is a predicted model, not a curated record. NCBI's taxonomy places the organism in Eukaryota, Metazoa, Cnidaria, Anthozoa, Actiniaria, Actiniidae.
CUUCUUUCCCAUCGUUGGGUAAAGUUAGUAUUCAAACUAUUCCCAAUGUAUUUACGGAACAAUUCCUUACUUGAUCAUUAUUUUAGUCUCAAAAAGAAAAGAUCUAUACGAGGGAGAAAAUUUCAUAAAUUUAAAUAGUAUCUAAGUGAAUUUUUGAAGAGAUUUUUGGACGUGAAACGUGAAGUUGUUUGACUAUGCCUAAAGGGAAAGGUAAACGUUCUGACCGGCAAGGCAAGUCGAAAACCCGAGCUUCUCCUCGAAGGAGUGAGGAAAGUCUUGCAGUCGAAGAUGACGAAGCAAUGAGUACAACAAGCCAGAAUUCUUUGGAAACUCGAAGCGGUGAUGACGUCAAUAACGAAGGCAACGACGAUAGUUUAGAAGAAAUCGAAGUCACUUUUGAACACAAUUUGGAAGAUUAUUUGGAUGGGGCAGCGCAAAAAAGUGCCAAAGGACGACAAACUUCCUUGAUUGCCUUACAGAAAGCAUUGAAGUCUAAAGUACUCACAGAAUUUGUUGCAAGCAGGAUGAUGACAUUCCAGGAUUUGGUGGRAAAAUGUCUAAAAAGAGGGCAAGCAGAAGAUCGUGUCCUUGCAUCUUCUAUUGCAUCCUUGGUAUGCAUUCAGCUUGGUGUUGAGAGUGAAGGGUUCUUCAAGGUAGUUAAGCCUAUCCUCACAAUGAUCAUCCAGGACCCAACAGCAAGCAUUGGUGCUAGAGCAAGUUGUUGCAGUGCCCUUGGUCUUUGUUGCUUCAUUGCUGCAGAAGACAUUGAGGAUUCACAACAGUGUGCUAAAGUGUUUGAAGGAGUUUUCAAUAACAACAAAACUAUCACCCCAGUUGUUGCACCUCUGUAUUGCCACGCUGUAUUAGCCUGGGCUCUACUUCUGUCUGUUGCACCUGAAGCUGAAGCCUAUARCACUGUACGCAAAUUCUUGCAGAGAAUCUCGUGCAUUCUAGGUGCAAAUGAUAUUUCAGUCAGGAUUGCAGCGGGGGAAGCAUUAGCAUUGAUGUAUGAGAAAGCUAGAGCUGUUGACAGAUCCUUUGUUGGUGAAAAAGCCCGAUUUUGUGAGCAACUAAAGGACCUAGCAACUGACAGUGACAAACACAAAGCUAAAAAAGAUCUCCGUAAUCAGAGGUCGAGUUUUCGUGAUGUCAUGCGUGCAAUCGAGGAUGGUAGCGUACCAGAUGAGACGAUAAAGUUUGGUGUUGAGUACUUGGAGCUCUACUCCUGGACAGUAAGGAGACAGUACUCUGCUUUUAAGGAAUGUCUGGGACUGGGAAUGCCUGUACAAUUGCAGGGGAAUGAGUUACUGAGGGACAUUUUUGAACUUGGUCCCGUAGUCAACCUAGAGGAAAUGCAGCUACAGAAAGUGAGCAAAUUCCAAAGGAAUCAGUACAACAGUGCAGCAUCCAAAGCAAGAACAUUAGUGAGAGGCAAGAACAGGGACAAACGUAAUGUCAGUGCAUAUUGAGAAAGGAACCAUACUAAAUGACAAAACAAUGAAAUUUCCUCAUGACGUACAAUCCCAGUAAACCUCGUUUCCUGAAUGCACACAAAGCCAAAAUUUUAAAUACAUAUUUUGAUGUAUCAAAAGAAUAUAAAAUUCAAUUCGUAUUUUAAUGUCAAAUGAAUUCAAUGUUGCUAUGGUGUGAAAACAAAUCUUCCUGGUCUUCACUUGCAAUAUGUAGGAAGUUGUGAACCAGGAUAUUUUGAUAUUGUUGUGAUAUUAUUUAGUAUUAUAUUUUAUUUUGAGCAUUUUAAAGUGAUUUCAGUAAGCUUGUGUAAAAUAAAUCCUAAUUUAUUCAAUUUUCAUUCUAUCAACAAAACAAAAAAUAUAACAAAAAAAACAAAGAAAAAAUUCUUGUAUUACCCUGCCAAACAGGUAUUUUAGUAGUAUAUUGGUCAAUAUUCCAAUUUUAUUAACAACAACAGAAAACACAGCUAUGCUGAUCAGCUUACUAUAAUGCUUUUGUACAACAUUUAGAAAUGAUGUUUGAAAAUUAUUUCAUAGGUGUUUAUUAUUGACUUCACUCUACUCAGUACGAAACUUCCCAUUAAAUUAAAGACAGCCACAGAGAAUUAUCAUUGAGAAACAACAGGCCUAUGUUUUCUUAAAUAAGACCUCUUGGCUGAGCGUGAGAAACCAACAGUUGAACUCUAGAAUUUGGAUGCAAGAACCUUGCACUGUGACUAACGCAGGCAAGGAAAGUAAAAGUGGUCAUGUCUUUCCUCCUUGCAAAGGUGCCAUUAAUUUUGUUAUUCUUUGAUUGAUUCUCCAACAACGAAGCCUUUGUAAUCACUUUCAGUGAACAUCCAGCACAGAUAGCACAUAAUAUUAUGAAAAUAUCUAAAGAACUGUCAUUGACUUAGAAUUGUGCAUUAAUUCCUGGAGGUUUCGGUCACUGUAACCUUCACAAACGAUGAUGGAAUGACGGGCAAUCAGGGCCUGGUCAUAUGAACGGUGGAUAGAGCUAUCCCAUGGAUAAAUCCUUAUCCAGUGGAUAAGAGGAUUCUGUUAUUCAAAAAAAAUCCAUUGGAUAAGAUUUAUCUGUUGUAUAGCACUAUCCACCAUUAGUACAACUCGGCCCAGAUAGAGCUAUCCACCCUUCGUACAACUGAGCCAAGGAAAUAUGUGUUUACAAUGUCAAUGAACACAUUACAGCUACCACGUUUUAAGCACAAAACAUCUCAAGAUACUUUCAUUACCAAUGAAACAAAAUUAGUAACAAUAAUGUAAAAAUAACUGGUGUAAAGGGUUUAAAUUAAUUGUCAAAAUAAGUCAUAAUUUACCUUGGGGUCCAGAGAUUCAGAGAGCAUUUGCUGUCUUAGUGGUGCUUGUUCUAAAACCACCCAAAACCUCUGGAGCCCAAAUAAAGAUUUGUCUAAAAACAUCAAAUGCAAAAAAAAUUAUUUUCUUCCUAGCAGUUUUUCAAAUAUUAAUAAAUCUAUUAAUAUUCCCUAUUUAUUUAGAUAUUUAUAAUAUAAUUGAAAGAAAAUGUUAUUAAAUACCCUAGCAUUUGAUGUGUUUUAUCAAAUCUGAAUGAAGUACUAUACUGUUGAUUGCCAUAAAAAACUAUUAAAAACGUUGACUAUCAAA